UUCAAGUUCCUAAAAAUUUCAAAAACCCGCUUCUAUGUUCUAACCCUAAGAGCUAACUCCCUUCUCCCUCUCCUUUUCCCUCUCACGCACACAGUAACUUGGUCUAAUCCCUAACAGCAACUCCCUUCUCCGGCGUCCCAGAGCAGAUCUAUCCCCCUUGUACCGGCGGUCCUGUAGCAGUUCCAUUCCAUUAAAACCGGCGGCCUGUAGCAGUCUCCUCCGUACCCGCAGCAGCGCGCCAUAGCAGCAGUUCCGAUCCCCUCCAUUGAAACCAGCGGUCCUGUAGCUGCAGGAUGUCUCAAUAUAUUGAUAAGAGUUGGAUAAAUAAACCAAGAAAUACAGAAGCUUAUAUGAAGGGGGUUAGUGACUUUAUGGAAUUUGCAAAGAAAGGGACACAAAAUGGUUUCAUUAGAUGCCCUUGUUGCAAGUGUCAAAUUGAUAGAAAAAAAAUCUUACCACUAGAGGAGGUUGAAAGACACAGUUUGUUUAAAGGGUUUUAUAAAGAAUACAAGAAUUGGAUAUUUCAUGGACCUAUGACUGUUGUGGAGAAUGUGUGUAAUCAAAAAGGGAUUUCAUUUAUAGCUUCCAAUGAAUCAGAAAACUUAGGUCAAGAUGAUAUAUCGGGGUUACUUCAAGAUGCUUUUAGGUCAAAUAUUUUAGGUGACCAUGAGUUUGGUAGUGAACAUAAUGAUGAGGGGUUAGCUAAUGAGACAAUAGAGAAACCUAAAUUUCAAUGUGAAUUUGAUGAAUUUCCUACUCAACAACCUGAUGUGAACUCUUCUUUUGAAGAAGUCAAAUUUAGCAAGCUUUAUAAAGCUUUCAAUGAACCUCUUUAUGAAGGUUGGACUUCCUUUUCAAAGCUAUCACUCAUCUUGCACCUUUUUCACCUUAAGUGCUUGUUCAAGUGGCCGGAUAAAUCAUUAAUCUACUUGGAACUUUGAUGAACAUGGAUGGAAAAAGUAAAGAUGAUGAAUUUAAUCGCAUGUUUUUUGAAAAUACAAACGUGAAGCCACAUUUUUGGCUACAGCUUCAUAGUGACAAUGAAUUCAUUAUGCCACUCGCCCCAUAUUGUAUGACUGGGGUAGGUAAAGAGUCAUUCCUACAUGUUUUGGCAAGUAUUAAAUUUCCUGAUGGAUAUGGCUCAAACCUUUCAAGAUGUGUGAACUUGAAAAACAAGAAGCUUAUGAAUCUUAUGAGUCAUGACAACCACAUAUUAAUGCAAGAUAUCCUUCCAAUAGCAUUGAAAUCAUCUCAAGCCUCCAUCGUUAUUGAUCUUGUUGAUGAUCUAUCAUCAUUUUUUAAGUCUCUUUGUGCAAAGGAAAUCGAUCCUAAUUAUCUUGAUGCUUUAUAGUCCAAGAUAAUAGAUGUCUUGUGCCGAAUAAAGAUUGAAUUCCUUCCUUCUUUUUUCACUAUCAUGGAUCAUUUGUUAAUUCACC
Molecule: messenger RNA, 1436 nt
Organism: Amaranthus tricolor (Joseph's coat)
Lineage: Eukaryota; Viridiplantae; Streptophyta; Magnoliopsida; Caryophyllales; Amaranthaceae
Exons: 3
Coding region: 294-941 (215 amino acids)
Source: RefSeq, a predicted model, not a curated record